Anisakis simplex (herring worm) is the source of this 471-nucleotide messenger RNA. Lineage: Eukaryota; Metazoa; Nematoda; Chromadorea; Rhabditida; Anisakidae. The record is from the annotation of a GenBank genome assembly.
AUGAACGGUGUGGACUACAACAUUAUCAAUAAUAAUAAUGCGCAGAAGAACACUCCAAAAAAUACGAUCAGACCGUGGGAGGUGGCUGAUACGCCUUGGAGGAAAAUACAUGUGGACUUCGCCGGUCCAAUUAACGGAGAGAUGUUUUCGUUCCCGGUGAAUGCUCAUUGGAAGUGGCCUGAAGCUCUCUGUAUGCCACACAUCACCACAGAGCAGACAAUUGAUGCUCUAAAGACCAUCUUCUGUCGAUUCGGAUUCCCGGAAAUAUUAGUAUCCGACAAUGGAACACAGUUCACUGCUGAAAAAUUUGCGUCGUUAUAUGCCAAGUCGGGCAUUCGACAUAUAACUACUGUGCCCUAUCAUCGACAGUCCCAUGGACAGGUGGGACGUUUCGUAGACACAUUGGAAUGUGCGUUGAGGAGAACAUUCUCCGAGAACAGUCGCAAAAUAAUCGUUUACGGGACAUUCUAA